AUGACUGACCUUCCAGAGUCGCCUCGCCGGCGUCUCCUCAGUGCCCAACCCUUCUCAAGCCUACAAUACCCAACUUUGCCGCCAACAACAGCCUCUGUCGAAGAGUGGUUAUCUCACUCACGACCCACCAACAUGACGUCAGAUCGACCAUCUGACCAUGUCCCCAAAUCCUUGAGUGACAGCUGGGCCACCUUGAGUGUGUCCGAUAUUCACUCCGAGGAUGGCAGUCACUCCGAGCAAACCGAUAUCGGCUCUUUGAUUGAUCAGGCAAGCCCGGACGAUGUUGCGAGCCUCGACGAACGUUACAGCGGCAGCGAUGCAAGCCAGGAUGAAGACAACCAAGAUGAUGAUGAUGAUGAUGAUAACGAUGAUGACGAUGGAAUCGGCAAUGAAGAGGUCCAGUGCGAGGAGUCAGUCUCCCAGGAGCUUCCGGCUCUCUUUGCUUCUAGGGGAAGCGCCAUCAACGAUAGCACCAUCACCGCGAAGCCCUCUUUCUCAAAGGCCAGUGAUUCAAUCGAGUUUGUCGAGCCCGAGAUGUGGCCUGAGAUCGAGAGGGUGGAGCUGAAGCACACCAUUUGCAUAUUUGAAGGCACUGCAGCUUCCGAACUCAAACGUCGAUUGCCAUACAACCCAACCGACUCCAUCCUCAUGGCCACGGUUCAACAGACCAUGACCAAGCAGAGCCUUGAUUUAGACAAGCCCUUCCGCGUGCUUUAUGUUGGUCAUCCCGGAUUUCGUAAUAUCAUCCUCGACAAGAUCGGAGAUGUUCUAGUAUCAAGCUCAGGCGCUGGCUCCGAGGCGAGCUCUGCGGAAUCCUCCCGUUACCACGUUGUACCAACCUCUUUCGGCGCCGGCGCCGUCCCCACCUUCGCGGAGCUCCUGCCAAUUCAUGUCCAGCUUGUGGUUGAUGAAUGCGUGGAGGCCACCGAUGAUCCACGCGCAGACCGUCCUAACACACUUAACACACUUAGCUUGAGGUUCAAGAACCGCCCUCCUUGCACAUCGGCAUGGAACGGGUUUGAUUAUCGAGUCUCCUCUACAUCUGACUGGACCCUACCUGAUGUGGCCAUCAUCUUUAUUUCUAGCAGCGAUGAUGAAACGGCUUUGAAGACUCAGCAUCUUGCCCACACCUUCCUAGAACGCCACGGAAUCCCGGCCAUGGUGGUAUCAGAAGAGCCACUAUGGAACAUGACUGAAGAAGUGGUCCCUCUCAACCAUAACAGUCUGCAUACUUGUCUGGAAUCCAGACAUCCGCUUUCUGGGGAGACCGCGGUUCUCAGACGGUAUCCAAUUGACUUGAAGACAUUCGAGAGCAUCACUGCCGGUCAGCUAAAUCGAAACCUUGCUUCGCUCGUUGGCUUGUAUCCCAGGAAGACACACAAAGUCACCGCUCACAUCCCCAAGCCAGUUAAGCGACAUCUCUUUGCUGAUCUCGGGAAGUAUCCCGCUGACUGGCUUCCGCCCUCUUAUGCUACCAAGGCCAGAGAGCUGGCCCCUACGCUGCGUCUGGCCACUCUUGCUCUCAUUUCAGUCAUCGCUGUCUUUGUUGGAUAUACAGCUAUCAAGGUUUUGGUCGUCUUCCUAGCACAGUGCAUCGUCGGCACAUCCCUGUCCAGUGCAUCCCUCCCAGUGGCUUCUCAACUCCCCACCGCUUCCCUGCCAGCCCUGGAUCGAGCAAACCAAACUCCUAUCGCGAUACUUCCAUCAUCAUCUGUGCGACUAUUCCAGGUGUCCUCUGUGGGUAGCUCGAUUUCCGCAGAUGUUAAGUUGUCGACUAUCUCAUCGCCUCAAACGCAGAAGAACGAUGAAUUUGAGUUCCAAGUCAUUGGAGACUACCAUGUUGUCAUCAAGCCUCCCCCAAAGUUUGCAUCAUCCAAGAAAACCCCUAACUUCAAUAUCAGCGUCCAGAGGCAGGAUAAGGCUCUUCCGUAUGAGCUUUCGGCUCUGUUCGAGGGUGUUUAUACGCUGAAGCUGAAUCGGGAGGAUGCAUAUGGCUUGGUCAACUUGACCAUCACACCCAAGUCCAGACGUCCAGUCAACCAGACCAUAUACCUUGACUUUGGAACUCCGUGGCUGAAGAUCUCAAACUGGAGGCGUGCUGCACAGGAAAUCACAGCAAACAUCGCCAAAGACCUACACACAGCUCAAACCGGCUUGACAGAGGUGUAUGGCCGGUUUUCUACGGACUUGCAGGUACUCAUGGGCGAUGUCGUGAAAAAGGCACAUAUCUUACGCCGGGAUGCGGAGACUUUACAUCAUGAAAGUCUGAGUGCACGCGAUGUCGUUCUAUCCCGCUCCAAGCAGAUGUCCGAGACCUUGGCCCGCAACGCUCUACAACAAUUCCAAAUUGUGUCCUCGGCGCUGCAGAUGCAUACAAGUGGCGUCAACAAAGAAGCCAAAAGUUUUCUGCAUGAUGCAUGGAGUCGACUCGAGAACUCAACUCCUAAAGUGGACCUUCACAGCAUGAUGGACAGGGUGCGUAGUGCCCGAAAAUGCGAAGCUUUAGACCGGGCUCAAUCGCGUGCGAGAUACGUGAUGAAGCUCUGGUCGCCUAAAUCCGACGAUUGCUCAGCUCGUUCUCGCUCGAAAUGA
Penicillium salamii is the source of this 2592-nucleotide messenger RNA. Lineage: Eukaryota; Fungi; Ascomycota; Eurotiomycetes; Eurotiales; Aspergillaceae. The record is from the annotation of a GenBank genome assembly.